ACCGUGUGAGCUCUUCAAACGCCAAUUCUUAAUUUUAGUGCAAAUGCGGCAAGUCUUCCCUCUGUCGCGUGUGAUUAAACUACAAGAAGUUCUUCCUUUAAGAAAGGACAACACGUUUCAAAGAUUUAUUGUCCAAGAGUAAUGCUAAACUUCAAUAGUCGUAUCAGUCUGUUGUGUCAACAAAUCAUAAAGUACUGCGGUUUAACAUUAAGCCCUACGCACUAUCCACACGUGCCAGGUAUAUAAUUUCCUAUACAGUCCUUGAAUAUAUGCCCCCCAUGCAAAAAGUGCCAUACAAUAUACACACGUCUGGUUUCUCUGAGUGAACGUCUGGGUUAUGUUUUGGUACAAACCCAGUAGGGCCCUUUAAAGGGUGACCUUUUGAAACCCCACGGCAAUGUAUGAAGUGCGAGUUCAAUAUUGUAAACAAAAUUAAAAUGAGUGUAUUGUGCUACACUGCGUCACGUAAGGUGUCGAGGGGUUAGACACUGUCACUUGGAAGGCCACUGUCGCUUGAUUCUGGCGAAGCGAAGGUGCUUAGCUGAACAAAGCUAUCUAAUCGACGACAAGGAUAAUGUGUGCACUACUUACCUACAGCUUCGAGGAGCCAGAUACGGCGGGUAGGGAAGAUAUCAAAGGAUUUUCCGAACUUAAAUCCGAUAUUCCAAACCAUGAAGGCAAUAUUGCAGAAUUCGACGCAUGUAACGAUGCUAAGGAAACAUUAUGGAAAAACUCCAAAACAGCGUUUUCUAUUUGCAAUGGAUUUCUCUGGCUGACAAGUUUGGGAAUAACGACGUUUGGAAUUUUCUCAUUCGUAAUGGAGAUCUUAGUGCGUUUGGAAAAUCGCCUGAGUAAUAGCACACUUGCAAUUUCACUAACAGUUGUUAUCUUCGGAGCUGCGUCGUUCAUACUUUGUACGCUCGGUUGCUCCAGAAAACCCUCGAUAAAACAACUACGAUUUUAUCGCAGUUCGUUUGUCAUAUUCAUUACAUUUGAAAUUAUAGUUAUGGUCUUUGGUAUUAUUCAGUCGAGUCGAGUUCCUACGGACACUCGGGAGAUAGUCAACUGGAGUGUGUUUAUCCUGAACUAUCAAGAUGAUUCGAUAAGGGACGAUCUUGACAGUAUUCAGAAAAACCUCAAAUGCUGCGGAUUUAAAGACUAUAAUGAUUGGGAAUUAAACCCCUAUUACUCCUGUAAAUCUAAUGGUUAUUCUCGUUGCAGCGUCCCUGCUUCGUGCUGCAAACUUGACAUUUCCGGUAGCAGAUGCACUCUAGGAGUGAGAGACGCUACAACAACCUCAGAAAUCGGCCAGUUUAUCCACAAAAAUGGCUGCCUCGAUACUAUCAAAGAUUGGUAUAAAUACACUUUUAUUUUGCUAAGCUUUGCACUUUCGUUUAUGUCAGCAGCGCAGACAUUUAUUCUGUAUUAUUCGGGCCCGCUAUUAGAGGCAUGUAAAGAGAGAUCAGAACGUUCGCCGUCUAUUGCGGAAUCGACAUUGGGGAGCAUCGAGGAAAGAGACAUUGAAGCAAAAACACUUGGAAACUUGGGUGAGCCUUUAACCACGAAAAAAGCGAACAGUAUAAUUAUCAUAGACGCAAAUCACACGACAGUCAAAACUGAAAUUUUACACGGCCCUUGCGCUCAAUAAAAACCCCUCUUUGUAAAGAAGGGUUUCCCCUUGUUUGUUUAUUUAAGUUGCACUGUAUGAGGUCAGCUAUCCGUCGUGCAUCGACUGUUUCGUGAGUUUGUGCUUUCAAAUACUAUCUUUUCUAUCGUAAGAGAAGCGAAACUCACGGACAGAUGUAAAACGAAUGCGUAGAGGGCAAACAAAGAACAAACCGCAAUUUUACCCGAAAUUAGAUAGGUUUAAUUUCAAUGCCUUUUGUCCGAAUUUUUAUCUCCAUCUCCGAUAAGGAAAAACAUUAUUAACAUUUAUCACCUUCCUGCUGUAUAACUGGCAGCUGCAGAAUCACAUUAGAAAUUAAGAAUACGCUUUGCCGGCAAGCAAUAUUUUUUGCCACUAUACCGAUCAAUUACUGUUUUCCUACGUUUGCCCAAAAUAUCAAGAACCAUUAUAUGAAAGGUGGUUUCUUUUGUUUCGCCAACAGAUUAGCCAAUAACCACGCGGUUUGGUUUCACGCUCAGAAGGGUUUGUAUCGAAUAAGAAUACUCGAAUUUAGGAAACGAUUUCGAAAACGAUUAUUUAUUUUGGUUGACAUGCAACAAUGCUGGCUAUAAAAGAAGACAUUAUUUUGUUCCCCUGUCAAAGAGAAAAAAAAAAUAAAGGAUAUGACCAUUAA
This is a messenger RNA of Nematostella vectensis (starlet sea anemone), 2300 nucleotides long. Its product is annotated as tetraspanin-33. Lineage: Eukaryota; Metazoa; Cnidaria; Anthozoa; Actiniaria; Edwardsiidae. Gene Ontology annotation, cellular component: membrane. The transcript has a single exon. The coding region runs from base 575 to 1648 and encodes 357 amino acids. The record is from RefSeq and is a predicted model, not a curated record.